CACAACUAUCUACUUCUACUUCUAAUUCUAAUCAUCUCAUCUCAUCUCAUAAUGGAGGCUUCCUUCAGAUCCCUUUCAUUCCUUUCCCUUUUCCUUGCCUUUCUCUUUCUUCCUAACUUCUUCUUCUUCUGCACCGGACUUUCUGACCUUCGUUGCAUCGAUACCGAGCGACACGCCCUUCUCACCUUCAAGCAAGACCUUAUUGAUCCAUUAAAUCGACUCUCCUCUUGGACUGUUGAUGGGGAUUGCUGUCACUGGCUUGGUGUUGUCUGCCACAACCUUACUGGUCAUGUAGAUGAACUCCAUCUCAGAACCUCUUAUCCUGAAGGUGAUUUUGAAAAUGGAGAACAAUAUGAAGCUUAUCGGCGGACAAUGUUUGGUGGAUUUGUGGGACUCAUACCUCAUCAACUUGGAAAUCUCUCCAAUUUGCUCUAUCUCAAUCUCAAAAGUUCUAGUGUUUCUAGUUUAUAUGUGAAUAACCUUGAAUGGCUUUCUGGUCUUCCUUUGCUACAACAUCUCGAUAUGAGUUUUGUUAAUCUUAGCAAAGCCUCUGAUUGGCUACAACUCACAAACACACUCCCUUCCUAGUUUGACUUGCGGUUGUCAUUUUGCCUACUUCAUUCCAUUCCACCGACACCCACCGUUAACUUUUCAUCUCUAGUCACCCUCGAUCUUUCAAAGAACUAUUUUGAAAACACUUUGAUCCCAUCAUGGAUCUUUGGUCUUCGUAAUCUUGUUUCUCUUGAUCUAUCUUACAAUUAUUACUUUCAAGGUCCAAUCCUUGUUGAUCUCCAAAACAUGACUUCUCUUAGUCACCUCAAUCUAUCUGGAAACAAUUUCAACUCUUCAACUCCCAAUUGGUUGUAUAGAUUUAGUCGUCUUGAGUUUCUCAACCUUCGCUACAAUAAUUUGCAAGGUACAAUCUCCAGUGCCAUUGGAAACCUAACAUCUGCCAUUAGUAUUGACUUGUCAAGAAAUGAACUUGGAGGAAAGUUGCCAAGAUCGUUGGGUAAUCUCUGUAACUUAAGGGAAAUCAGAUUGUCAUGGAACAAAUGGAGUCAAGAGAUAUCUGAAAUCUUAGAAAGUUUAUCAGGGUGUCUUUCAGAUAGACUAGAGAUCUUAGACUUAAGUGAUUCUCAACUUCAUGGUCAUUUGACGGAUGAACUUGGGGUAUUUAAAAAUCUAGUCCAGCUUUUUUUUCAAAAUAAUUCAAUUUUAGGUCCACUUCUGGUGUCUUUAGGAAAUCUUUCAUCUCUAACAAUCCUGAAUCUUGGGCAUAAUCAAUUCAAAGGAACCCUCCCUCAAAAUUUAGGACAGCUUUCCAAACUUGAGGCUUUAUAUAUUUAUUCUAAUAUGUUGAAAGGUAUUGUGUCCGAAGUUCAUUUUGCCAAUUUAACAAGUUUGACGGUGCUUUCUGCAUUUGAAAACCAACUGACUUUAAAAGCAAGUCCACAUUGGAUUCCUCCUUUUCAGCUUGAGUCUUUAUUCUUGUGAUCAUGGAAUUUAGGGCCAAAAUUUCCCCCAUGGCUUUGUUCACAAAGGCGUAUGCUGUCUCUAGACAUUUCUUACACACAGAUUUCAGAUAUGGCUCCUCCUUCAUUUUGGAACUUGUCUUCACAGUUCCGAUAUCUAAAUCUCUCCCACAAUCUAAUCAAUGAAGAAAUUCCAAACAGUCCCGUGAUUUUGUUUGCUUUAGCGAUUGAUUUAAGUUCAAACCAUUUCAAAGGUCUGUUAUCUUGUAUAUCCUCGAAUGUGUAUGUGCUAGAUCUUUCUAACAAUUCAUUCUCCAGAUCUAUUUCUCACUUUUUUUUGUUUUAGAGUGAAUGAGACAAAAAACAUAGGACAUCUCAAUCUUGAAAAAAAUCUUUUAUCAGGAAUAAUACCUGAUUGUUUGAUGAAUUGGAACAACUUGGUGGUCUUGAAUUUGGGGAACAACAAUUUCAGUGGCAGUAUUCCAGCAUCCAUAGGAUCUUUGACUAACCUUAAUUCUUUGCACCUAUGCAACAACACAUUCUCUGGGAUAUUACCAUCAUCUUUGAAAAGUUGUGAAGAGUUGGUAAUUAUUGAUGUUGCUGAAAAUAGGUUUGCUGGAAACAUACCUUCAUGGAUUGGGCAUAGAUGUACAAGCUUGAUGGUUCUUAGCCUUCGCUCAAACUAUUUCCAUGGUCACAUACCAAAAGAACUAUGUGCUCUAACUUCACUCCAAAUAUUAGACCUUUCACAUAAUAAGCUAUCUGGAAGCAUACCUAGAUGUGUUAAAAAUUUUAGAGCCAUGGCCACAAAUAAUAUUUCAAAUGAGCACUUGAAUUCUUAUCGUGCUAGUAUUCGGUAUGGUGAAAUUCUCCCACUUGAAAGUGCAUUGCUAGUGAUAAAAGGGAGCAUUCGAGAGUAUAACACCAUUCUCCAACUGGUAAAAAGUAUAGACUUUUCCAAGAACAAUUUAUUAGGAGAGAUCCCCAAAGAAGUGACCAGUCUUCAAGAAUUACAAUCAUUGAAUUUGUCAUGUAAUUUCUUGAAUGGAAGUAUACCUAUGAAUAUAGGUACUAUGGUACUAUUGGAAUCUAUUGAUUUCUCUAUGAACCAUCUUUCAGGUAAAAUUCCCUCAAGCAUGUCAAGUUUGACAUUUUUAAGUCAUUUGAACUUGUCAAACAACAAUUUGUCGGGGAAAAUCCCUUUAAGUACUCAGCUACAAAGCCUCGCUGCAUCGAGUUUUAUUGGAAACAAUCUUUGUGGACCACCACUUAAGGACAAUUGUACUGUAAAUGGUGUAAAACCCAACUAUGAAAACACUACGAGUAAAGAUACUAAUGGACUUGAAGUGGAUUGGUUCUAUGUGAGCAUGGCACUUGGAUUUGUGGUUGGGUUUUGGGGUGUUUGUAGUUCUUUACUAUUGAACAAGCCAUGGAGAAUAAUGUACUUUCAAUUCCUAGAUCACUUAGGGUAUAAGCUUAAGAGUAUUGUUUCAUUGUAAGUAAAUGUUGUAAGAUUUCUAAUAUUUAGUGCAACUGUGAUUUGAUCGUGUUAAUCAAUAUUUUGAUGAUUACUAUAGAAUCUUUGUGUUAGUUAAUACUUAGAUUAUUAGUUAAAUUACUCCAUUGGCAUAUAUGAAUAUGGUGUGUCUUCCUAUGAAUGUCAAAGGCAAUCCGAUUUCUAGUUUCAUUUAAACCCUGUAGAUUAGAAGUGUAAAUAAAUUUUUGUUCAUACAAACAACUGAUUCAUUAAAUGCAGUAUACUAUAAUUUAAAAUGACAGCUAGUCUUUGUUUUGUGUACUUUGAAAAUAAAAGUUGAUAUAUUACCUCCAUAGAUGAACUAAGGGUUCGUCUAGCUAUAAUAGCUCUCUUUAAAAUCUCUUAGUGAUCAUUUUGUAACUCUAAACGAAAGACAUCAAGAUUGUGCAUGACUACGCAAGCUAUACAUGCUGUUUGUAACAAAUUCCAAGGCUAUCUGUUGGAUCUCUUCCAACUCAUUUCUAAGAAGGAAGCCUAGGCUGCAAAAGAGGGGGUCUCUAAAGUUUUCUUCUCCCCUGCCAAAUUUGGCCUUCGAUGUUUGAGGAGAAUAUUCUCAGAGUUAUUUUCUUUAAUCUCAAAGAAAAAAUUAAAAUUACC
Quercus lobata is the source of this 3606-nucleotide messenger RNA. RefSeq names its product receptor-like protein EIX2. The record is from RefSeq and is a predicted model, not a curated record. Gene Ontology annotation, molecular function: protein binding. The transcript is spliced from 2 exons. NCBI's taxonomy places the organism in Eukaryota, Viridiplantae, Streptophyta, Magnoliopsida, Fagales, Fagaceae. The coding region runs from base 1895 to 2971 and encodes 358 amino acids.